AUGCGUAUUUCUUACGUCUUUGUGGCUAUCGCGGCUACUCUCCUCGCAUGUAGUGAUGCACUUGGGGUUUCCCAUAGGAGUCUCAGGACCGAGAAUGCGGCGGAUGCAGACUUCGAGGAGAGAGGCGCCCCUUCCAACAAAGUGGAGGCUUUAGCUUAA
Molecule: messenger RNA, 159 nt
Organism: Phytophthora infestans T30-4
Lineage: Eukaryota; Oomycota; Peronosporomycetes; Peronosporales; Peronosporaceae
Exons: 1
Coding region: 1-159 (52 amino acids)
Source: RefSeq, a predicted model, not a curated record